AUGCCAGUUCCACCUACAUACUCGCGUCACUUUGUGGAGAGACAGAGGCGGUUCGAUGAGCCUGACUAUGUGGUACCAGCAUUUCCACCGCUUGUCGUCGACGGUCCCCGCCCCCGAGUAGAAGACGGGAUAGAAGGGGCUGACUACGUGGUCGCGCGGUAUGUGGAGCACGACGCCCACGCCCUCAUAAAACAUACCUCUUGUGAAGAGAGCCGUACUAUGCCGACCGUCGCGAUGCUUGACGACGUCUUACACGACUGCGGCAGAUGCAACCGCGCUAGCGCUGCGCACAGCCGUCUGCAGCUAGUGCACGGCUUAGAACUUUUCGGCCUUAAAAAAUAG
Molecule: messenger RNA, 342 nt
Organism: Rangifer tarandus platyrhynchus (Svalbard reindeer)
Lineage: Eukaryota; Metazoa; Chordata; Mammalia; Artiodactyla; Cervidae
Source: the annotation of a GenBank genome assembly